Messenger RNA from Cicer arietinum (chickpea), 1703 nucleotides. Its product is annotated as phenolic glucoside malonyltransferase 1-like. Lineage: Eukaryota; Viridiplantae; Streptophyta; Magnoliopsida; Fabales; Fabaceae. The record is from RefSeq and is a predicted model, not a curated record.
AUUUCUUUCUUUCUUUCUUUCUUUCUUUCUUUCUUUCUCCUUUACAAAAUAGAUAGAACAUGGCACAACAAGAAUCAUUAAAAAUUGUUGAAGUUUGUAACAUUGAACCAAUUCAUGAAACAACAGAAUCUUUUCAAUCUCCAACCUCACUUCCACUAACUUUCUUUGAUCUUUUAUGGUUAAGAUUUCCACCUGUUGAAAGACUCUUCUUCUAUGAAUUCACAAAAAACUCAACCAUUUCUUUCUAUGAUUCCAUUCUUCCAAAUCUCAAACACUCACUUUCACUCACACUUCAACAUUUUCUACCUCUUGCUGGUAACAUUAUUUGGCCAAAUGAUUCUUCAAAACCAAUCAUCAACUAUGUAGUUGGUGAUUCUGUUUCUUUCAUUGUUGCUGAAUCCAAUUCAAGUUUCAAAGAUCUUUCUUCUGAUCAUUGUGAUGCUUCACAAAGAUAUCACUUGAUACCCCUUUUGAAAACUUCUUAUGAAAAAGCUUCUUUGAUCUCAAUUCAAGUCACUUUGUUUCCAAACUUUGGUUUUUGCAUUGGAAUCACCACACACCAUGCUGCUUUAGAUGGAAAAUCUUCAACCACUUUUAUGAAAUCAUGGGCCUUUAUAUGUUCUAACUUCGAUCAGACUUUACUUAUUUCUCAGUCGAAUUCUGAAUUAGCAGUGCCAAUUUCUUCUGAAAAAUCACAAUCAUUACCUGAAAAUCUAACACCUUUUCUUGAUAGAUCAAUGAUACAAGAUCCUAACGGAAUCGAUGAAGCAUUUGUGGAAGCUUGGAUGAAGCAAGGUGGACCAAACAAUAAAAGUCUCAAAGUUUGGGAUAUUCCUUGUACAAUGAAAAAUGAUGCAAUGAAAAGUUUAUUUGAACUAACACCUUCAAAUAUUCAAAAGCUUAAGCAACAUGCAAAAAAUGAGAUGAAAAAAAUGAAUGUUAUAAAUUUGUCAUCUUUUUCAGUUACAUGUGCAUAUGUGUUAUCAUGUUUAGCAAAAGCAGAAAAACCAAAAGUUGAUAAAGCUAUUUUCAUAUUUAGUGUUGAUUGUAGAACAAGAUUGGACCCUCCAAUUUCUACUAUGUAUUUUGGAAAUUGUGUUGCAGGACAAAAGAUUGUGUUUGAGACAGAGAAAUUAGUUGGUGAAGAUGGAUUUUUUGUUGCUUUGGAAGAGAUUAAUGAAAGUUUGAAUAGAGUUAAAGAUGGUGAAGUUUUGAAUGGAGCAAAAAAUUGGCUUUCUCAUAUGUUUAAAGGAAGUGAAAGUACUAAAAUUUAUUCUAUUGCUGGAUCACCAAGGUUUGAAGUUUAUGGUAUUGAUUUUGGAUUUGGAAAGCCUAAGAAAGUUGAUAUGACUUCAAUUGAUAAAACAAGAGCUUUUUCUCUUUCUGAAAGUAGGAAUGGUAAUGGUGGAAUUGAGAUUAGUUUGGCUUUGAAUAAGGAAGACAUGGAAGCUUUUUCUUCCCUUUUUGUUCAUGGACUUGAAUCUAUUUGAAGUUUGAAUUUCUUUUUUAUUUAAAAAGUUUAAAUAAAUUGAGUUUAGGAAUUUGAUCAUACUCACAACAAACCACUCACAAAUGAUAAGUUUGAAAUUUUAGUACUAGUUUGAAGGAAGCAUAAUUUGUUUGAGUAUGUUUUAGGCAAUUUGUGUUAGAGACUUUUUAUUUUAUUGGAUGAAUAAAUGAAAAGUGCAAACAUCUAGAGAUUC